This is a messenger RNA of Magnolia sinica, 656 nucleotides long. RefSeq names its product nuclear transcription factor Y subunit B-5-like. The record is from RefSeq and is a predicted model, not a curated record. Gene Ontology annotation, biological process: regulation of transcription by RNA polymerase II. Gene Ontology annotation, molecular function: RNA polymerase II cis-regulatory region sequence-specific DNA binding; DNA-binding transcription activator activity, RNA polymerase II-specific; protein heterodimerization activity. Gene Ontology annotation, cellular component: nucleus; CCAAT-binding factor complex. Bases 9 to 548 code for a protein of 179 amino acids. Lineage: Eukaryota; Viridiplantae; Streptophyta; Magnoliopsida; Magnoliales; Magnoliaceae. The transcript has a single exon.
UUCCAAACAUGGUGGAUAACAUAGGCAAUAGCCCAGACUCCGAAAGCCGUAACUGUAUCGCCCCGGGUGCCACUUCCAGUACUGCAUAUGGUGAUGGGUGCACCAUCAAGGAACAGGACCGCCUGCUGCCCAUCGCCAACGUUGGCCGGAUCAUGAAGCAGAUCUUGCCACCCAAUGCAAAGAUCUCCAAAGAGGCGAAAGAGACGAUGCAAGAAUGUGUGUCUGAGUUCAUCAGCUUUGUGACGGGUGAAGCGUCUGAUAAGUGCCAUAAAGAGAAGCGCAAGACCGUCAACGGCGACGAUAUCUGUUGGGCACUUGGGACGCUAGGGUUCGACGAUUAUGCUGAGCCCCUAAGGAGGUAUUUACACAAAUAUAGAGAGGUAGAGGGGGAGAAAGCUAACUCCUCCAACAAGGCUAGUGACACAAAUGCUAGAGAUGAGCCAUCCAUCUUUAGAAGUGACCCACAAAGAAACCAACCUUUGGGGUCCACUUCUUUGAAGUUUAACGCCAUUGAUAGGAAUGAUGGCUCCAUCUCAAGGCCAUUUUAGGUACUUGGUGAGAAGGGCUAUUGUUGUAUAUUAUCUAGUCCUUUGAUGAUGAAGCUAAUGGUGAUGACAUGGUAGAGAGAGAGAGAGAGAGAGAGAGAGAGAGAGAGA